AUGGAAAGGAUCCCUCUGCACUGUGCUGCCUCCUGUAAUAAUGUGCAGGUGUGUAAGUUCCUGGUUGAGUCCGUUGAGGCCAUGUUUGCCGUCACCCACAGCGACAUGCAGACGGCUGCCGACAAGUGUGAGGAGAUGGAGGAGGGAUACGCCCAGUGCUCACAGUUCCUCUACGGUGUUCAGGAGAAGAUGGGCAUCAUGAACAGAGGGGUGGUGUAUGGCCUGUGGGACUAUGAGGUGGAGGCUGAGGACGAGCUGUCCUUCAGGGAGGGGGACUGCAUGACCAUUCUGCGCAGGGAGGACCAGGAGGAGACACAGUGGUGGUGGGCCCGCUGUGGGGACAAGGAGGGCUACAUCCCCCGAAACCUGCUGGGGCUGUACCUGAGGAUCAAACCCAGACAGAGAAGCCUGGCUUAAGAAUAUUAUGUGGCCUAUCAAACUGAUACUACACACAAACACACACAUAUACAUUUACACACACACACAGUUCAGCAGAACACUAAGAGUCUCAGUACAGCGAAUCUUUGCUGAAUGAUGGAACAGUUGAUGAAAGUGUGACAUAAAUAGGUGUGUCUGUGGACAGAGAACAGCCUGAACUGCACUUUAUUCACUGGACUUGAGCCAUUCAGCAGACUGAUCAAAAGAGUUUCUUUUGCUGACAUUCAUUGAGAAGAUAAAAAACCUUGUUUUUUCUUUGUAAAAUUUGGAGAGAGUGGGAGAUAAUUUGUGAAACAUAACAAUGAUGAUUAUGAUAAUGACUGCGUUUAAGAUUGUAAAAUGAACACUGUUUUCUUUGUUGUUUGUGUAAAACUUUAUUUGUAAAUGUACCCAAACAGUCAUACUGCUGGAUAGUCUGUCACAUGCAGCAUCUCUAUGAUAAUUUUUUUCUCUAUUUGAAAAUGAAUGUCAUUUUUAAGGCCCUCAUGUAGUUUGUGUCUGAAGACAUUUGUGUAGUUUAUUUAUAUUUCUGUGUAAUUAAUUUACAUUGUUCCUCAGACUAUCUAAUAGAGAGCGAGUAGAGAGAAUGUUGAUUUUGCAAAAGAGCUUAUAAAAAUGACUGCCAACACAUUCUUUGCUGCAUACAAGGACAAAAAAAACAUACAAUCAGUCUUUCAUAAUAAAACGGAAAUGAUGACAGCUUGUAUGAGAGAUGUAUUUUCUCCAUGGUCAUGUCUGAAGAGAAAACAUGUCUGACAUCACUCUGAAGAUGAUCUGUGAGAAGCCACAGAGCACAGGAGCAGCUUUCCAUCUAAACGUGAAAUGAAACACAUUUCAUUCCAA
Messenger RNA from Clupea harengus (Atlantic herring), 1281 nucleotides. RefSeq names its product apoptosis-stimulating of p53 protein 2-like. Gene Ontology annotation, cellular component: nucleus. The transcript has 4 exons. Gene Ontology annotation, biological process: regulation of apoptotic process. The coding region runs from base 1 to 417 and encodes 138 amino acids. Gene Ontology annotation, molecular function: p53 binding. The record is from RefSeq and is a predicted model, not a curated record. Lineage: Eukaryota; Metazoa; Chordata; Actinopteri; Clupeiformes; Clupeidae.